AGGAAAGAUCUGUAGUCUGUAGAAGGAUGAGCACCAAACAAACCUUACGGCCAUUCAAGGCAUAGCCGGAGAGAGAGAUUUAUUAGAUUUUGGUUAUUAUUAUGCGGCGCUUUUUGGGAAUGCGGCAAGUUUGUGUCGUGCGCGCAGCCAGCUGAGUAGCGUCUUCUACUGUCUAAAGCGAGAGCGAGCAGGUAGAGCUCAUCUAUCAUAAUCGCCCCUCCCCCUUCUGAUCCCAAAAAGAGAAGGGAGGAGGGGGGACACUGGGCACUGGGAACUUGGAGAUCGCACAAGGAUGAGCGUGGCUUUGGGUUUUCCUCCCGCUUCCUCCAUCCUUACCCCUUCUGCUGCUGCAGCUGCUGCUGCUGCUGCUCCUUUUCCUCAUAAAUCGUCGCCUCCUCCUCCUCCUCCUCCUCCUCCCAGGCCGCGGGUUAGAUCCCUUCGCCGAAUCCUCCUCUCCACGAGACGACCAGGAAAUUGCAGGGCCAGUCAGACUGCUAACUUGUUCCCAUCAUUGUGCCCCGAGGUGAUUGUUCGAGAUGCACGACUGGAGGACUGUUGGGAAGUAGCUGAUACCCACUGUAGCUCAUUUUUUCCAGAUUACACUUUUCCGGUGGAUCUAGUUCUGAGGAUUGAUCGUUUUGUGGCUUUGCUCUCUGGGUUUUCGGUGCCUCCUGGUUGCAUGAGGACUUGUCUUGUUGCUAUUACUGGUGGUUCAGUUAGCAAUGAUCUUUAUAUUGGAUGUGAAGAUGUCAGAAUCGGAGGUUUUGAAACAAAAUUCAGUCUUAGCAAAGGAACAGUGGCUGGAAUCUUGACAGUGGAUACGGUGGCUGAUUUUCUUCCUAGAAAAGGGCCACUUCGUCAAAGAAGAACCGGUAUAGCAUAUAUAUCAAAUGUGGCAGUCCGGGAGGCGGAUAGACAAAAGGGGAUCGCUAAGAUGCUCAUUGCCGAGGCAGAAGCACGAGCUCUGAGCUGGGGCUGCCGUUCUGUGGCAUUGCAUUGUGAUAUGAACAACCUAGCUGCAAUGAGAUUAUACAAAGGUCAGGGCUAUAAAUGUAUUCGUGUGCCAGAAAAUGCAAAAUGGCCCCAACCCAAGACUUCACCUGGGAUCCACUUCAACUUUAUGAUGAAACUACUCAGCAGUAAUUGAUUCAGAUGUUCUGCUUUAAACAAAUUUCUUAUUUGUUUGCAUAGCUCCGGGCUACUACUUUCAUGGAGGUAUGCAUAGUUGUGUUGUAUAGGGAUGGAAUGGGUUGAACUGGUAAGGUCUUAGUUUAUGUUGGUGGAACUGUAAUUAUUGUUGCAUAUAGUGCUCCUCACACAUUGUGAAAGAGACAUGGAGAGCUAGAUGUAAAAUUAUGGUCGAAAUCGACGAGUGACAGGUUCAGUAGACAAGAUUAAACAUUGGAUUUGUCUAUUACUCCUUGGCACAGUGAAACUGAGACUUCUACAAGAGAAUUGGCUUGAUGAGUUCCAAAGCCUGUUAGUUGUGUCUCAGCUGAGGAAAGAAGAAAAAAGAAAUGAAAAAAACAAUCCCUGUACUUAUUUAAAGUUUGUGUACUUUGGCAUCGUGUUGUUCGACUCUUCCUUCAUCUUUCUAUGUUAUGCUUUAUUAGUGCCA
Ananas comosus (pineapple) is the source of this 1618-nucleotide messenger RNA. RefSeq lists its product as uncharacterized. The record is from RefSeq and is a predicted model, not a curated record. Lineage: Eukaryota; Viridiplantae; Streptophyta; Magnoliopsida; Poales; Bromeliaceae. The transcript is spliced from 3 exons. Gene Ontology annotation, molecular function: N-acetyltransferase activity. The coding region runs from base 293 to 1147 and encodes 284 amino acids. Gene Ontology annotation, cellular component: chloroplast. Gene Ontology annotation, biological process: N-terminal protein amino acid acetylation.